Alternaria atra is the source of this 957-nucleotide messenger RNA. RefSeq lists its product as uncharacterized. The coding region runs from base 1 to 957 and encodes 318 amino acids. The transcript has a single exon. NCBI's taxonomy places the organism in Eukaryota, Fungi, Ascomycota, Dothideomycetes, Pleosporales, Pleosporaceae. The record is from RefSeq and is a predicted model, not a curated record.
AUGGCCUCUGGGAUGCAUUCAACUACUCCCCUCUUCCCGGACUUACCACCCGAACUCCGCAACGAAAUCUACGCCUACCUCUGCUCCCCGUUCACCUCCAACCCAACGCCCCAAAACACCCACCUCCCUCUUGGCCUAAAAGUAUUCACCUGCAAACAUACCACCAUCCAACUUAUCCCAACGCACUACGGCUCAACUUCGCUCCUCUCCCUCCCCAAGGACACUUUUCCAGAAGCGGCCGAAUACUCCUCCCACCUCCUCAGCAACGCAAUCCAGCUUCAGAUUGGGGUACAUUUCCACGGCCGAGUAAACACCUUCAUCCAAGCCGACUGGAACAAGAAGCUCACCACCCAUCUUCACAAACUCGCCAAAUCCUUCCCCUGGCUGAGAAAAGUGGCGCGGUACGACAUACAAAUCCUAUGGGAGCCAACAGAUGGGAUACUCCAAAGUAAAAAUGGAAAGAGAGUGGCGGGCCGGAUACCUCUUGAUAUGGUGGUAUGUCUAACGCAGCUUAUGGACCAAGAAGUGAAGAGGAAGAAGGGAGAUGUGAAGGUGGGGUUGUGUUUGGAACAUCGGUUUGCAGUCCAAAAUGCGCUUUCUGAGAGGAAGUUUGGAUUGAAUGCAUUUCUCUUCAGGGACGGUGGUGGCAACGAGGAUCUUGGGUUCAAGAGGUUGGUGAGGGAGGUAAGGAAGACGGCGCAUGAGUAUCAUCUGCCAAGGCAUCCUCAUCCAAGGUUUCUUGUUGUUCCUUCUUCUGUGGUGCCAGAGGAGAAGGGUUUGAUCAAAGUGCAAGAUGGGGUGGUUAGUUGGUCGGAUUGGACACGGGGGCCGCUGAUUAUGGCGAGGAUGCUGGAGACGGAGACGGAGACGGAACAGAGGAGUGUGCUAAAUCGGGGUAAGGAGGAACAGGUGGAGUUCCCAAUGUGUCAUCUCAUGGCGGAAUGUGUGAUGAGGUAG